Cooperia oncophora is the source of this 294-nucleotide messenger RNA. The record is from the annotation of a GenBank genome assembly. Lineage: Eukaryota; Metazoa; Nematoda; Chromadorea; Rhabditida; Trichostrongylidae.
AUGAUGCUCUUGGAACCCGGUUAUCUAUGUGCCUACGAUUUUCCGUUGGUUCACUUCUCGAGACAGAAGAAAAUCGUGACCAGUGAGGUCUUAGAUCAAUAUGCGGUGGAUAGUCCAUCAACCAGUCGAGCUGGUUCACCAUCUGAAGAGAAUUCGCUCAACUCGGCACAAUCAUGGUCGGCAGCGAUUCAAGCAGCGUUGAUGCCGGUCACACCACAAUCGUCAAUAGGCGGUCAGAAACGAGCAAACGACAUGGCGAAACUGAAAGUGCCCAAUGAAGGUCAGUCAGAUUAA